This is a messenger RNA of Uranotaenia lowii, 1715 nucleotides long. RefSeq lists its product as uncharacterized. The transcript is spliced from 4 exons. Lineage: Eukaryota; Metazoa; Arthropoda; Insecta; Diptera; Culicidae. Bases 1158 to 1715 code for a protein of 185 amino acids. The record is from RefSeq and is a predicted model, not a curated record.
CCGACAUUGACAGUGAGUGGCGGCAUUCAGAACGGUUAACAUGUGGCGCUCGGUCGGUUCGUCGUAAAGACGCUUCGGUUCCUCUUUCCGGUUCACUAUAUCUGUAAUAGUUGCCUACAUUCGGGCGAAUGUUGUUUUAUUCCUAUUUUCCGGUCGCGAGUGACGUAUCCCGGUGCCCCCUUUUUUGGAUUACGGCGGUAGAUCAUCGGUUGGAGACCAUGUAAAACUGUGUGAAAAAAAAACUGUCAGUUGAUUCAGGGAAUUUUGGGCUCCGCUUGAGGUUGAAAGUUCAGGUGCAAGGAUAGUGCGCUAGACAAACAUUCGUUUUUCCGUGUGAUUAAUGGCAGACAUGCAUUGUUUGGAUCAAAACCACGCCCGUUGAUAAUAAAGAUGAUGAGGAUAAUUUUUGUUUUGACCACCAUCGUGACCACGACCACGCAUUCGCCACCAAUCGGACAUUAUCUUGUCGCGUGGCACGAAAUAAUGGGCCCAAUUCUAUAGGCCAUGUCAUCUACCAGAUCGACUAACAUGACUCUGAGGACAAAUGCACAUAAACCCGGCUAAUUAGGCUUGUUUGAGGGGUUCGAGUUGGCUCAUCACUCGUUGAUGGAAACUUGCAUCGAGGAACAACACACAACAUGAUUCCGGACAUAUUUUUAGAUCCAUGUGGUGCGAUAAGUGCAAACCGAGAUUGGGUUACCUGGUUUUAUGGCUGUGCCAAUCGAAGGAAGACCACCUAGUCAUGAUUGACAAUUUGAGCGGGAUUUAUUGAUUUUCAAGCGGAAGUCCGGGAUUGCACUCUACAUGAUUGGUGCGGUUGGCAGACUGACAUGAUGGAAUCAUUCCUAUGGACCAUGUGUUGAUGAUCCUAACAUGAGAAAUAUGUUUGCAUUCGAUUACGAGAUAUUUUUUCAAAUAAUUUUCGAAGUUCAAAAGUUUCAAAGUAUGGAGACUACAGAGAAUAUGUUUAUCAAUAAACGAUGAUGAAUUUUGGUGAUAGAAUUAACGUUACUAAGUGAAAAUACAAAAAAAAAAAACCAUCAGCAUUUGAACUGAUCGAAAACCCCUCAAGGAAUCGUUUUAACUAGUGCAUAGUUUUCCGAGAUUUAUUAUAUGUGACUUCUAGUGAUCAAAUAUUAUAGUGAUACGAAUGGAUAAUGGGUAUUUGUUUGGAUACAGACAAAAGCAACACCACACAGGAGGUGGAGGAGUCAGACUGGAAAGGCGGCGGCGGAAGAGGCGACGCGUCCCGUUUGGCCAUCGUUCGUUCCCCGACGCUCGGGGCCGGAGGCAGUCCGAUCAACGGCGGAGGCGGCGCCGGCGGCAUGCACAACACCGGCAAAGUCAAGUUCGACCCGCCGAAGGUUCCGGUCAUCUUCGUGCUCGGCGGACCCGGUAGUGGUAAAGUGACCCACUGCGAUACCCUGAUGCAGGAACGCCGUGGGGUCACCCACAUCAACAUGAUGGACCUGCUGCAGCAGUACGCGAUGGGAAAUGUGCUUUUCAGUAUCAAAAAAGUUAUAUUCAAAACUGAUGCCAACCCUGCUCUUUGGUCGAAUACUCCAAGUACGCGCAGGUCGUCCUCGAGCAAUAUCCACGUCUCGUGCCCGACAUGUAUGUGUAGACUGGUCCGACGUUCUGAAGCAGUAUCGAUGGCCCACUGGGCCGCUCCCAGCCGGGAGAACUUGGCUCGCUCACCCCGUAGCACUUGCUGA